GACUUGGAGCAACGGUGGCUUUCGGGACGUUUGAGCUGUAAAAAAAUUAGCGAAAUAUAAAAAAUUAGCGUAAAAACAGACACAUGUAUAUUUUUAGGAGGACAUACAGAACACAAAAAUGUCUAGUCAUGCGGAAAAAAUGAAGAACGCUAGUCUGACACCUAACUCAUCCUUUCGAGCGCUGAAUAAUUCAGGAUCAGGGAUUCAUCAAAUUGGUCGAAGUUCAAGACACCCACGGAACUUGGCAGGUUCUCAAAGCCGAAAAAACAGCAACAGCAAACUUAACUGUCUGGAUAAAGGCGAUCAAAGUCACACCAGACGAGCAGUCCGGGUGUUGGAUGAAGAUGGCAUUGAUGUCACUCCUCUGGUCCUGUAUCACGCAGACACAGGAGACACGCAGUCCAAACAAGGCAUGCUCUUCCUGGAGGAAAUCUUUUCCAGCUCAGGAUUAGACCAUUCACAGUCUACUUCAAGUGUCAAUGUGUGCUCUUCCAGCUCAUUUCAGGGUAGCAGCCGACUAUCCAACCUGUCGAACAAAGCAUCACUGACUAAGGAGAGUGAGGACAGCAUUUCGAAACUGGACAUACCAAUAAGACCCAGAGCUCCAUACGCAGAGUUGCCAAGGAAAAGAGACCAUGUGAAACAACAUGUGACAGAAGAGAUGCUGGAUGAGGUAGUGGACAUCUUGCUCAUUGAGACAGACACCAUUUCACUGCUGGACAUUCCCAGUACCAUUGUCUCAGAGGAUGCUGAUGAUGUAGAAACAAUUAAAGAGAGAAACAUUCGCUAUGCUGAGCUUUGCAAGAACAGAAUGGGAAAUGAUAAGUUUAUAGUGCGAUCAAUGCAGUCGUUCGGUGGAGCACCUAAAAACAAACAGAUCCAGUCUGACGAGAUUGUCACAGUGGAUAAAGGAACAACUGCUACUACCUGGGACAUUUAUGACUCUUUCCAUAACCAAAAUAAGACCACUGAAAGUGAGUUUACCUAUCCAGAGAGUAAUUUGAACGGCAGCAAAAUUCAAGAGAAGAGGGGAGAAACAAGCAGCAGCAGCACAGUUGGCACAAGCAGUACCAUCAGUUCACUGUUAGAAAAGGACACCUGUGGAGACAGUUCAAAGGCUGAGCCCGACCCACAGCGGAUCUUGCAAUCAGACUCUUUCCAACACAGCUUAUUAGUAAUGGAGAGGACCAUUGUUGCAAAUAUCUUGCAACCUAAACUGUCUGCUUACAGACAGCUGCCCGUACAAGAAGACUGUGACAGAACAGCGAAGCCUCAGACUAAGAAACAGUGUGAGGAGGACAAGAUGAGCUGUCUAACUCCAGCCAUUGAACAUCUCUGGGCUUUCGGUUGCGAGCUCACCAAAGGAUGCAGCAUUACCAGCAUGGCCUGGAACAAGAAGAACCCGGACCUCCUGGCAGUUGGAUACGGUGACAUUGACCCCAGGAACCAGAAAGCAGGAAUAAUCUGCUGUUGGUCCAUCAAAAACCCACUGUGGCCGGAACGCAUUUUCUACUGUCACAGUUGUGUUACGUCCCUGGAUUUCUCAGCCAACAACCCUGGCCAGCUAGCUGUGGGGAUGUUUGAUGGUACCGUCGCCCUCUAUAAUGUCCCGUGUCCUGACGACAGGGCAUGUAUCGCCAGCAGCAGAGAGAGUUCUGAAAAGCACCUGCAUCCAGUGUGGCAGGUCACCUGGAUCAAACAAGAGAUGAGAUCAUCAGGGGAGGAGAGAGCAGAAGCCCUCGUCUCUGUGUCGGCAGAUGGCAGGAUUACGAAGUGGUUCCUCUGCAGCAAUGGUCUUGAGAGUAUAGACCUGAUGAUGCUGAGGAGGGUUCAAAAUACUAAGAUGGAGGCUCCAAGAAGCAAGAAGACGACAGCUAACGACCUGUCAAUGGUGACCCCUGGUCUUUGUGUUGACUUCCAUCCAAUUGAUUCCAGUAUCUACCUGGUUGGUACUUGGGAGGGCCUCAUCCACAAGUGCUCCGUCUCCAACAGUCAGCAUUUUCUGGAAACUUAUGAAAAACACUUUUGCCCUGUGAACCACGUAGAAUGGUCUCCAUUCUGUCCUAAUGUGUUCCUGAGCUGCUCCUCUGACUGGACCAUCCAGCUGUGGAAGCAGGGCCUCUGUGCUCCUGUGCUGACUUUCACAUCCACCCAGAGGGCCGUAUACACCGUCAGGUGGUCCCCUAUCCACUCUGCAGUGUUUGCAGCCAUUAAUGGACGACAGGUGGAGAUCUGGGACCUGAAUACAAGGAUCCUGUACCCAACCAUUGUGCACCACGCUGCACCUGAUGUGAAGAUAACAGCCCUGCUAUUUGCCACAGGGACAGACUGUAUCCUGGUAGGAGAUAGCGACGGACAAGCGACUGUCUACGAGCUCAAGAACCUCAGUGUGGGAGAAGGCAAGCAGGUGGACAGUUUGGAAGACAUCAUUCAGUCUGCAGUUUCAAAAAAUGUGAUGUAAAAAUUCAAAUUAAUUUGCCCUUCUAAAAAUAGCAAACAAUAAAUUUGUAAUGCUACAGGGGUGACCUUUUGUUGAAAGCCACUUCAGUUUUGUGUUAUUGUGGUUCAGUCUCUGAAGUUAAUUUAGCUUUUGCCAGUUGUUGAAGUUUGGGGAAAUUAAAGAGUUCUAUCAAAGCAUGUGAAUUUGACAAAACAAUAAAAAAAAAAUUGUG
Molecule: messenger RNA, 2672 nt
Organism: Lates calcarifer (barramundi perch)
Lineage: Eukaryota; Metazoa; Chordata; Actinopteri; Centropomidae
Product: dynein axonemal intermediate chain 4
Exons: 17
Coding region: 119-2461 (780 amino acids)
Biological process (GO): cilium movement
Cellular component (GO): axonemal dynein complex
Molecular function (GO): dynein light chain binding; dynein heavy chain binding
Source: RefSeq, a predicted model, not a curated record